Plasmodium yoelii is the source of this 5148-nucleotide messenger RNA. Its product is annotated as adenylyl cyclase beta, putative. The transcript is spliced from 5 exons. Gene Ontology annotation, biological process: cyclic nucleotide biosynthetic process; intracellular signal transduction. The coding region runs from base 1 to 5148 and encodes 1715 amino acids. The record is from RefSeq and is a predicted model, not a curated record. NCBI's taxonomy places the organism in Eukaryota, Apicomplexa, Aconoidasida, Haemosporida, Plasmodiidae.
AUGAUCAAAAAUAUAUUUAAUGAAUAUUUAAAACAUUAUGAUAAUAAAAAUUUUGGAUAUGAAAAAAAUGAUACUAAUAUAUCAUCCAAAGAACAUUAUAAUGAAUAUAUAUCUGAUUGGAGGUGGUUUAGCAUAAAAUGUGAACGUAUUAUUGAAAGCGAAUUAAAUAAAAAACAUUUACAAAAAAAUGAAAAAAAUGAAUAUAAAAAUAAUAUAACUGAAAUCGAUAAUAUAUCGACUUUCAGAUCUUUUUUCCCAAAAAUUUUACUAAAUGCUUAUAGCAGAUAUAGUAACCCCAAAAAAUUUUUCGACAAUCUGAUAAUUCAAAAAUUUAAUGCGAUCGUGUUUUUUUGUGAUGCCAGCGGAUUCUCAAGUUUGGCCGAACAACUCGAUAAAAAGAUAAAUGGAGCCGAACUUUUAGGAAAUUGUUUAAAUAAAUUUUUUAAUAUUUUGAUAAAAAUAAUAGACAGUUGGGAAGGAGAUAUUAUAAAAUUCAGUGGAGAUGCAGUUAUGGUUAUUUGGCCUUUAAAUGCGAAAAUGAAAAAAAAAUCAAAAAAAAAAAAAAAAGAGACAAAAUUGGUUGUAAAAAAGGGUAUCGAGGUAGGCACCCAAAAAAGUGGAACAAAUAGUAACGAAAUAAAUAGUAGCGAAAUAAAUAGUAGCGAAAUAAAUAACAGCGAAAAAAAUGUAAACGAACGCGAUGCAGACGAAAUGAAAAUAAAAAGAAUGCAUCAAAUUCGAAGAAUGUCUUUAUUGGCUUUAGGGUGCUGCAUGAAUAUACAUAAAUUUUUAAACAAAUUUCCAACUCCAAUUGAAAAUAAAUAUUUAAAGGUCCAUAUAGCCAUCACAUAUGGAAAAGUUAAUUUUUUACAAGUUGGAAAUAUUUUAAAUAAAAGAGAUUAUAUAUUAUCAGGAAAGCCUUUGGAAGAAAUUGGUUUAGGUGAAUCAUUAGCUAAAGAUGGGGAAACUGUUAUUUCGUAUUCAUUUUAUAAAAAUAUAAAAGAUAAAAUUGAAAUAAAAGAAACUUGUAAAAAAAAAUAUUAUUUACUAAUAGGAAUAAAAGAAAAAUUAGAUAUAAAUAAAUUAAAAGAAAAUUGUUAUGAACAAGAUGAAAAUUUUAUCAAAAAUAAUAAUGAUAAAAAAAAUGUUAAUGUUUGUAAAAAUUUUGAUCUUUUAUUAAAAAGCUUUAUACCAGAUAUUGUAUAUAGAAAAUUGUCAAUAGGAUAUAAUAUAUUUUUUAAUGAAACUAGAAAAGUAACAAUUAUAUUUGUAUCUGUAAAAGAUGUAGAUACAUCUACAAUGACAGGUAUAUAUUCAACUCACAGUAUAAUGAAAUUAACACAAAAAGCUGUAUUCACAAUGGAAGGAACUAUUAAUAAAUUUAUAUUUGACGAUAAAGGAAUUCUAAUAUUAAUUAUGUUUGGUUUGCCACCUUUAUAUCAUUCAGAUGAUUCUAUAAGAGCUUUAUUAACAUGUUUUAGGUUAAUAGAUGGUCUGAAAUCUCUUAAAUUAAAUGGUAGUAUUGGUGUAUCUACUGGAAAAAUAUGGUGUGGUAUUGUUGGAAAUAAAAUACGAAAAGAAUAUACAGCUCUUGGUGAUUCUGUAAAUAUAGCUGCUAGAUUAUGUUGUAAGGCAGGCAAUAAAGAAAUAUAUGUUGAUGAGAAUACUUACAAUAAUUGCAAACAUUUUAUUAUAUUUCAAAGUUUGAUAUCUAUAAAAGUUAAAGGAAAAAAUAAAUCGAUCAAAAUAUAUUCCCCAAUUGGAACCAUAAAUAAAAAAGGAAAUAAUAUAGAUUAUAACGAUUUAUUUAUUUUAGACUAUUUUACUGAUAAAGAGUUGUUAGACAAUGAGAUGGCAGAGUCGUUGGACAGUGCCAAAGAAAUCGAAUACGAUCAAAAAAAAUGGGAAAAAAAAAAUGGAAAAAAAAGUGGAAAAAAAAAUGGAAAAAAAGGUGGAAAAAAAGAUGGAAAAAAUGACGAUGAUAGUGAUGGCGAUAGCGAUAGUGACGAUGACAAACUGGCAAACGGCUAUGAAGAAGUGACUGAUUUUAAUUUUGUAAACAAUAAUUUUUUACUAAUAUAUUACAAACACAAAUUUAAGGACCGAAUAAAUGAUUUAUUAAAUAGAAAAGAUUGUUUAUACUAUUUAAAAACAAACAAAGAAACGCAAAAUAAUUCUGAUAAAAAUAAAAAAAAUAUAUAUAAUGAAGAACAAUGUAUAUGUAAUAAUAAUUUAAAUAGCAACUGUUUUAAGUGUAAUAAAAUAUAUAGUCUUUCCCCAUAUUAUUUUUUAAAAAGAGAAUUAUAUAUUGACUAUAAAACACAUACAGGCCCUUUAUUUAUACAUGAAUAUUAUGAUCCUUUAUUUUUUUAUUUUAAAGAAAUUUAUAAUAUUGGAGGUGUUUUAUUUUUAGAAGGAAAUGAACAUUUAGGAAUAUUUGAAUUUAUUAAAUUAAUUAAAAAAAAAUUAAAAAAUUUCAAAAUAUUUAAUAUUGGAAAUAUGCCAAAUUCGUUGUAUAUAAAUAUUACAAAUUCAUUAUUGCCAUGGAAAAUGUUAUGUAAUGAUUUAACAAGUAUGUGGAAAUUAUGUAAUACAAGAAAAAAAUAUUUAUAUUUUAACAAUGUUGAUAAUUAUAAUAUCUUAAAAGAAAUAACACAUCCUUCUUAUCAUUGGUUUUUAAAAUGUAUGUCUAAUAUAAUUGAUGAUUUAUAUAUUCCUGAUACAUGUUUGAAAAAAGAAACAAAAAAAAUAAAUAAAAUAUUUGAUACUAAAACAAUUAAUAACAUUACACAAAUUGAAUCACUAAAUGGUACUCAUUAUUAUGAAAACAGAAAAAAUGGACGUACAUUUUGUAAUAAGUUAGUUAAAAAUAUGAGGAAAUUUUUCUUUAAUUCAUCAUUAGAAAUUCAAAAUGAUGAUCAACAUAAAAAUAAAUCAAAUAUUUUAUCUAACAAUACAAAUUGUGUAAUAAAUAAUAAAAAAAAAAAAAAAAAAAAAAAAAUUAAAGGAAUACAAAAUGAAAAUACUGAUGAUUCAAUCUUGUAUUCUCCCUCUUCUUCUGAAGAUAUAAACAUGGCAAGUGCAAAUAUGGCAAAUGUAAAUAUGACAAAUAUAAAUAGCGAUUAUAUAUUAAAGAACGAUAUGAAAGAAAAUAGAAUAGGCAUAAUAAAUUGUAUGAUAUAUAAUUUUAGCUUAUAUGAACACACAUUUAUUAUUUUUAACUAUCGAUCUGGGACAUCUUUAAAUAUAAGUAUAGAAGAACAUGCGUGGAGAAUUUGCAAAAAUAUUUCAAAAUUAGCAAUAUAUAAAAGAAAAAAAAUUGUAAAAAAUUUUCAUAAAAAUCUAAAAAAUUGGAGAAAAAACCAUUGUAGAAUGUGUAACUUUUGUAAAGGAAUUGGCGAAAUAAAUUUUGUGAAUUCUAAUCAAAUAUAUGAUAAUGAUAAUGAUAAUGAUAAUGAUAUUGGAAUGUCAAGUAGUAGUAGUUGUUUCGAUCUUAGCAAUUAUCAUGUUAAUAUUUCAGAAAGUAUAAGUAAUAAAAUAAAUAAUCUUUCAAAUGGGGAAAAUAUAAUUUUAAAAAAUGAAGAAAAAGAUAAAAUUUACUUGAAUAAUAAUAACAAUAACAAUAAUAAUGCGUCUCAUAAUUUAUUAAAAGAGGAAAACGAGAAAAAUAUUUUCCAACUGUUUAAAGAGCAAAAAUUGGAAAAUCAAAAUAAAAAAACAAACAUGUUUUAUAAAACAAUAUAUCCGAAUAUACAAGACAAUAUAUUAUUAUAUAUUGCUCAACAAAAAGCAAAACAAGAAACGAUAAAAAGAGAAUAUGAUAUGCAAAUAAAAAAAUAUGCAGAAUUAAAUAAAAUGAAUAAUAUAAAUUGUGAUAAUAUCAAACAAAAUGAAAAUAUUUUCAAUUUUUAUAAAUCAAAACAAUCUAAUUUAUGCAAUCCUAUAUUUAAACCCAAAAAUAAACCAUUAAUAUUUUUAUUUGUAAAUGGAGCCAAAAAUAAUGAUAAUGUAAAAGAAUUAAAAAAAAUGAAAAAAUAUGCAAAAGAAUGUAAUGGAUAUAUAAAAUUAGAAAAAUUUAAUAAAAAUGAUUUAUAUAAUUUUGUUAGUUUAUGUUUAAAUAUUAAUGUUGAUAAAAUAAGUGAAGAAUUGAUAAAUUAUUUAAAUAAAAUUUGUUUUGGAUUUCCUAAAUUUGUCCAAUAUACUUUAUUUUAUUUAUUAAAAAAUAAAUAUAUAAAACUUUAUAAAAUUCCAAAUGUACAUGAAAAAAUAAAUGAUCAAUUACAUAAUAAUGUUGGAUUGUCUACUAAUAUUUAUAAAUAUACAGACAUUGAAAAAAUAAAUUUUAUUUCAAAAAAAAAUAAUAAUUCUAAUAAUACCUUUUCUUCGUUCAAAAAAAAUGAACAAAAUUUUAUUAAAAAUUGUAAAACACCUCAAAAUAUGAUUUCUUAUUACUAUAUUAAUAAAGCUAGCCAAAAUAUUAUAAGAGAACAAAAUAAGUUCCUCAAUUUUACACUUUACCAAGAAACGAAUAGUACCUUAAUAAAUUCAGACUAUUCAAAUUGUGACCAACAAACAGAAAAAAAUAAAAAUGAAAAUAACAAAUCUGAAAACCUUUACAAAAUUGAAAUGGAAAUCGUUAAGGAUUUGAACAAUGCUGCGUUAGUUCCUCGUCUGAUUGCCUACUGCAUGUUCAUGAUUGACAGCUUGAGUGAGGAAGAUCAGCUUCUAGCGAAGCUUUGUUCAUUUUUUAAAGACAAAUUCAAUAUAAAAAAAAUGGAAUGCAUAUAUCCAAAACCCCUUUCUAGAUCUGAGCUUAAAAAAAUUAUUGUAAAUUUAGUUAAGAAGAAUGUAUUUCAAGUUUGUGACGAUAAUAAUAAUAAUAAAUCUAACACACCUCCAAAAAAAAACAAUGUCAAUUCUAUACACAAUAUUAAUUUUAUAUAUAGACAUGUGUAUAAUAAAGUGGAUAGCAUUUCUGCGAAUAGAAAACCUAUCCAUUUAAUUUUUAGCACAAAAUCGGAUAUAUCAGAGGAUAAUAUUUUUUUCCGUAUAACAAAUUAUGCCCUAAAAAAGGUUUUAAACGAAUUGAUGGAAAAUGAAGAAAAAAAAUACAUUCAAACUAUUUACAAAAAAUAUAUAGAAGAUUAA